Molecule: messenger RNA, 4093 nt
Organism: Harpia harpyja (harpy eagle)
Lineage: Eukaryota; Metazoa; Chordata; Aves; Accipitriformes; Accipitridae
Gene: TSLIG2
Product: chromosome 22 C2orf49 homolog
Exons: 4
Coding region: 85-819 (244 amino acids)
Biological process (GO): embryonic morphogenesis
Cellular component (GO): tRNA-splicing ligase complex
Source: RefSeq, a predicted model, not a curated record
GCGCGAGUCGCCGCCUCCUGCGGCAUUGUGGGAAAGCGGAAAGGUGGCCGGUGGGGAGGGGAGGGGAGGGGGGGGGGAAAGAAGAUGGCGGCGCAGGGAACGGAGCGGGUGGGCGGCGGUGGCGGUAAGGAGGAGCGGGAGUCGGGGCGUCCGGACUCGGAGCUGCUGCUGCUGCACCCGGAGCUGCUCUCGGAGGAGUUCCUGCUCCUCACCCUGGAGCAGAAAAAUAUACUAGUCGAAAAUGAUGUAAAGAUGGACAAAGAUGGUCUCACUAAUCUCUAUAUUCAGCAUGCCAUUCCCCUGCCUCAGCGUGACUUACCAAAAAGUAGAUGGGGGAAAAUGAUGGAAAAGAAAAGACAGCAAAAUGAGUUGAAAAGUGAGAAUAAAAGUGUUACAACAGUGGAAGGUUUAAGGAAAAGGCCACUAAUUGUGUUUGAUGGCAAUUCAACGAGUACAAGCAUAAAGGUGAAGAAGACAGAGAAUGGAGCUGCUGAUCGCCUAAAACCUCCUCCAGCUGGAAGCACCACCAACACUGUUAGAAGAUUAUCAGUUCCUUCAAAUGCCUCAACAUAUGUUUCAGCCUCCAGUUUAUCAGAGGACACUAAACUGGGAAUGAGGAAUAAUGAGGCUAAGCAGAACAAUGUUUCAAAGACUAACAGCAGUGUGUUGGCUAGUCUGAAGGUGUACCCUUUGUCUCCAGUAGCAGGAACUACUGUUGUGAAGUUAAAGAGAGCUGUUCCAAAAGAAGAAUCUGAUUUGCCGAAUGACCUAAAGCCUACGGAAGCAAAGAAGAAAAUCCAGCAUGUUACAUGGCCAUGAAGUAGCUAAUGGUGCUUGAAACAUAUAUGUUACUUCCAUAUUUUCAAACAGAUAAGUCAUAUUUAAACAGUUUAAGUACAAUUCUUUUUAAACCUUACAGGGAUUCAGAUUGCUGUGAAGUUUUAACAAGUUUAAAAGUUCCCUGUUGUAAAGCUGGAGUCAUUAUCACCAGUCACCUUAAGAGUGUCUACUCUUGUACACCAGGUAGUUCAUUACUUCUUUAAAAGCUGGUAAUAUUACAAUAUACUAAACCCCCCACUUUAGUUUUCGAGAUUAUUAUAGUUCAUCUCCUGCAUGUCACUAUGAUUCACACAUAUAAAUAUAUAUUUUUUUUGUUUCGGUAAGAUUCAGUUUUGUUCCACUUCUGGUUAAAUAGUUAAAAUAGCUAUUGAGAUUCAGAGUGAUCCCUUCUUGCCUUUAAGAAGAUAACUCAUUUAGAUGAGAAAACUGACCGUUCUGCUGAUAAGAUAGUCCGAGACAAAAUUCUUUCCUUUUCGCUGCACAGGAGUGUAGAAUUUACAGUGCAAGUUAGGUUGAUAAUAAGAGAUGAACUAUUUUAACAGCAUUACUUCAAAUUGAAGUUUCUCUUAUUGACAUAUGAAAUAACAAAUGCACAGAUGGAAGUAUGUUAUUCGACUGUUUGAUACAAAUUUUUGAGAGGAAGUAGUGAAUGGAUUAGUGCCAUGUUCUCUUAAAUACACAGGCAUAUUUUAUACAUGCAUAAGUGUAAAAAUGUGCCAGUGUAGCAAAUUUGCUUGUUUUCCUGUCAUGCUUAUAAAAUACAGGGAGAACCUGUGGAAUGCAGGCCAGUGCUUUCUCGACUUGGAGAGGGACAGGGAUAGGAAGACAAAGAAGUACCUUGAUCAUUAGCAUGUAUAGUUGCACUCUUUAAAACAAACAAACAAACAAAAAACAAACAAAAAACCCCCAAACCUGUUUUCCCUUCCUUUGAUGAUUUAACAUGGAUGUUGGUUUUCUGUGAAACUUGGUGUUUCUUCUGGAUUAUUGGUAGUGCCUUAUAAGGCAGAAAUCCAGUUAAGCUGAUGGAAACAUUUUGAUUAAUUCUCAGUGGCUCAGGGUGAAGCCAAUUUAGAUCCAUUUUAGAUAUGGAUGGUAAAUAAUAAUAACGCUCCCAGACUUAGUGAAACAAAAAAAGAAUCAACUUCUGAAUCCACUUAGUUAACCCACUAAAAUAAACUGUCAGUAGUGAUCCAAAAGCUUGUUUACAUUUUUAACAUUGGUUAAUAUUGAAACCAAAAACUGUAGCUUAAUUCAUUACUGACGGAAGUUCUCCAUUCACUGUUAUGACAUAAAAGGCACUUCUCGAAUGCUGUAAAAUGGCAAGAAUGUGUGUUUUGAAAUACUGUGUGCUGUUUCCCUUUUACUAAACACUUGUGCAGUUUUUGUACUUGAGUACAGCAAACUUUAACGUAAUGUACAUUUUGUAUGUAAAGAGUUGUCUUUUAAGUAGCCUUAUCCUAUUUAAAUAAAUUCAAUUAAAAGCAAACAAAGUAGUGCUGACUUGUUUUUGUGGUGUAAUUGAGCUUGUUCAUUUUAUACCGUUAUAUUUCAGGGGACUUGAAGUGAUUAGAACUUAAGAAAAAGCUUACAGGGUAAAAGGCUUGGUACCUACUUUGGAGGAGUAGUAGCUACUUUUAGCAGGAGUUGGUAUCAUGUGAAGUGCUGGUCUUUGUACUAGUGUAACAGUUUGGUAGGAUUUGUGUUUUGUGGGUGGCUUCUUGGCAGUGGUUUAGAGUCUAGGCUAUGUUUUGUUGUAGUUCAGUUGCUAGGAGCACGUGUGUGUUAAGUGAUAUGCAGAACUGUACUGGAAUAAUAGCAUGAUGCUGCUAUUGCAUGGUAUUGUCUUGUUUUCAGGCCGGUAUGCUUUCCAGCCUUGUCAUGUUCCACCUACCUUUCCCCAAAGCUGGGACCGUUUUGCCGUCUGUUGUAGUGCUUGGGCGGCAAGGUGUAAGCCAUGCUGUUCUUACUACCUUCCACUACCCCCUUGGCUAAUAGUAAUCCUUCUUCUCUCAGCAAAGUACUAGAGCAGAGCUGCAGUGUGCUGGGGGGGAUUGCCAGACCCCAGAGGAGAGAGUAAGUGAGGUGCUUGCCCUCCUUUGAGAGGUGUGGAUAUAAGAGGGAUUUUUAUGGCUAUUCUUUACUACAGCCUUCAUUGUAGAAUGAAGUCACCAAAGGAUGGAAUGUAGUCAUUCAGUGAGAUCAGGUUAGCACGGUGCACACGUCAAAAAUGUCAGCCAGCCAAGUUCUUCAAAUGGUGUACAGUAAACCAAAUUGAUCUGAUGCAUCUGUUUAGCUUGUUGAAUUAAUGAGAGGAAUGACCUGUGAGCACUUUACACGUGGUACAAAAAGAGGCAAAUUCACAAGUGGUGGCAGGAACUAGGAGCAAACUUUCCCUACCCAGUUGCACACAGAGUAAGUAUAUUCCUAAUUCUUCUUUCCACAUGUGAAGAUUCCUGUUGGAAGUGUGACAUACUACUUUCCUCGUUUUGCUGGUUACAAAUGAAUUCCAUCUGGAAGGUGUACCAGGAUUGUAUAUUGCAUAACAUGGCCAUAUUUCUUGAAGUUUGCUUUGGGAAAAGAGUUAUCUUCCUUUGGAUUGUUUCCUCUUGAUUUUAUUGUCCUGCCAGCAUGCUGUUGCUGACAGUUGCCUUUGCAGCGAACAUGUAGCAGAAAUGAUGCUAGAGCAAAGGGUAUUACGUAUUGCAAUACAGAACAAAAUUAAAGUAUGCCCUAGUAUAGAAGUUAGACUUCUGACUUUUUCAAAGAUAAAUGUCUUUUGAGUUGUCUUGACCUCCUUGCUUGCUGAGAACAACAAUAUUUUGGUUUUGAGUUUAGAGCCUAUGAACACAUUUUUAUCAGCUGCAGUCAAUUCAGUGUUUUCACACAGUUGUUCAGUUUUGCUGAUAAAUUUUCCCACUGAUUUCAGUUAGCAGAAGUCUAUGUAGUAUCAGCAGGGCCCAUCUGAGGAUUGUCUAAACUCCGCGGUUUCAAAUGACUGGGUGCAAACAGGGUUGUGUUUGUACGGCUGUUGUGUUGUGUUUCUGCAGACUGUGAAAGCAUUUUAUUUACUCAUAUCUAAUAUGUAAACACAAGUAAACCACAAUCACAAUUUUGUUUUAAAUGAUUUUAUUUUGAAAAAUACAAUGUGCAGUGUAAUGUCGACUAACUGUAAUACUGACACUGUCAAUCAGAACUUGUACUUCACACAAUGAUCAGCUAGUCAUGCAAUAAAAUAUGUACCUGUUACGAAGCA